Molecule: messenger RNA, 1757 nt
Organism: Malaya genurostris
Lineage: Eukaryota; Metazoa; Arthropoda; Insecta; Diptera; Culicidae
Product: putative fatty acyl-CoA reductase CG5065
Exons: 8
Coding region: 119-1615 (498 amino acids)
Biological process (GO): long-chain fatty-acyl-CoA metabolic process
Cellular component (GO): peroxisome
Molecular function (GO): alcohol-forming very long-chain fatty acyl-CoA reductase (NADP+) activity
Source: RefSeq, a predicted model, not a curated record
UUCGGCGAAACGGCUUUGGACGAAAUGGCUUUCGACUCUACUGUCUUCCAUAUUUGCUUCUUGCAAUACUUCAGUGCUCAAUCGAAGUCGAUGUGCGUGGAAAGUGCUUCUAUUCAAAAUGUUACUGUCGCCUGUGCAGCAAUGGUAUUCUGGUAAAACUAUAUUCGUUACUGGAGGAUCAGGAUUUAUGGGGAAGGUACUAUUGGAAAAAAUUAUGUAUGCAUGUUCUGAUAUUCGUGCAAUUUACAUUUUAAUACGCCCAAAACGUAAUAAAGUUCCUCAGGCUCGGGUUGAAGAUUGGUAUAAGUUACCGGUGUUUCAACGCAUAAAAAACGAAAAACCAGACAUGUUCAAAAAAUUGAUUCCGGUACAAGGUGAUGUCACAUUUGAUGAACUGGGGAUUUCUACUGAUAAUUUGAGGCAGCUUAUUAAUGAAACCGAAAUUGUUUUCCAUUGCGCAGCGACAUUAAAAUUAGAUGCCAAGCUGAAGGAUGCUAUCGAGCUAAAUACUACUGGGACGAAACGUGUAUUGGAUUUAUGCAAACGAUUGAAGAAAUUGCAAGUGUUAUUGCACUUAUCAACAGCAUUUUGUUAUUGCGACAAGGAAGUUUUAAAUGAACGAGUGUAUGACUUCAAACACAACCCAUAUGACAUAAUGCGGAUUACUGAAUGGAUGGACGAAAAAACCAUAGAUAUGAUAACACCAAUUCUGCUUAAACCUCACCCAAAUUCUUACACUUACUCAAAACGACUAAGCGAGUGUCUUGUGAGAGAUAAUUACCCAGAGCUGCCGGUGUGCAUUGUAAGACCUAGUAUUGUUUGUCCUGCAAAUAGAGAACCUGUGGAAGGAUGGGUUGACAGUCUUAACGGACCCGUAGGCAUUAUGGUAGCAGGUGGAAAGGGAAUUAUGCGGUCAAUGCUCUGCAAUGGCGAAUACAAUGCGGAGGUGAUUCCAGUCGAUAUCGCUAUAAAUGGUUUGAUAACUAUUGCGUACACCGUAGGAAAAAUGAAAGAAUUACCGCCAGAAAUACCCGUGUUCAACGUAACUUGCCGAGAAACCAAACGCUUAACUUGGAAAGAGGUACUGGAGCUGGGAAAAUCUACUUGCUAUGAGUAUCCGUUCGAGGCUGGCGUGUGGUAUCCUGACGGAGACAUUACAACAAAUAAAAUUUAUCACACAAUAUGUGUACUUUUAUUUCACUGGAUUCCAGCGUACUUCAUAGAUUUUCUAAUGUUCUGUUUUUGCCAGAAGAGAUUUAUGUGCCGUGUGCAGACGAUGGUUUCACAAGGAUUAGAUAUGUUACAAUUUUUCACAACAAGACAGUGGGAUUUCAAAUCUCAACAAUAUCAGGCCAUAGCAAAAGAUCUCAACCUGGAAGAUUUUGAAAUGUUUGACAUGGAUGUUGAUCGCAUUGAUACAAAAGAAUAUUUGAGGAGAAUCAUACUGGGUGGACGACAAUAUUGUUUGAAAGAACCACUCUCUUCCAUACCUAAAGCAAGGCUUCAACUGAAAGGAUUAUAUAUUUUAGACAAAGUGGUGAAAGCAUUUAUUAUAUGGUUCUUAGCAUGGGCAUUAUGUACCGCUACAGGAAUAAACCAAGUGUUUAGAGAUUAACUUCAUGGUACAGGAAUAAACCACGUGUUUAGAGAUUAACUUCAACUGUGUAUAGCUACCUUGCUAUUGUACAAUCUUUCUGUUACUAUUAUUAGGUUUAAUACUGAUGGAGUUGGAUAAAUAAACGGAUUGGUCAAAGGUG